UAGAAUUUAUUUAAUGAUCGUACAGUUCCGUAAUGUUUCGUGCAAUGUCGGAAUCUCCGACUCAAAUAUUCGCUACAACGAUGAAUGUGUGUGUCAGUGUGUAUCGUUUAACUGGAAAACUAGGAGAAAUACUCUCGAUAUACAACGGUGUAUUCCAACUUUUAUGAACCUAAAAAGCAAGGGUGGAAAGAAAUAUUGAAAAAUUAAAGAAAUUUUCAUUUCGUUAUAAAUAAGAAAGUUAAAAGAAAGCUCUUCGUAGUCAAUUUUUUAUUAAAGUGAAAAGCACAUGCGAAAAUUAAGUAUGAAGGGAAAAAGGAGGAAGUCUGAAACAAGCGACGGAGAGUCGGAAGAAAAUGGCGUCGCGUCGGGCGUCUCGGGCGUCACGCGGGCUUCUGAUAACGAAAUGGAUGAAACGGACAGUGAAAAAUCAGAAACUACAUCACGCAAAUCAAAAUCUAAUAAUAAAAGACGUUCAUCGCGUUCACGGGGCAAACAAAAUGAUUCUGUUGAUGAAUCGGUUGAUAAUGAGAGUCAGGAGAAGCCGGCCGGAAGCGAACAGGAAAAUGGAACCGCCAACAGUAAAGGAGGUACAUCCAAACGACGCAAGAAGGAUGAAAAACCCGUGGAAAAGGAAAAACCCGCAUCCGACGAGGAAAACAAUGAAGACGAUGAAUAUGAAGUGGAAAAAGUAGUUGCGCAACGUACCAUUAAAGGUCGUCGUCAAUUCUUGGUCAGGUGGAAAGGCUAUGGAGAAGAUUCCGAUACAUGGGAGCAGGAGAAGGAUUUAAAUUGUCCACAACUCAUUGAAGAAUUUUUAGCAGAAGCUGGUGAUGAGGAAAAGGAAGAAAAGGAAAAACCAGCUGAAAAAACACCCAAAUCUGGAAAAAGUAAACAAGGAAAAAAGUCUUCCAAGAAAGUCAAAAAAGAUGAAGAAUCAAAAGGCGCCGAUGAAGAGGAGGACGACAAUGAUAAUGAAGAUAAAGAAUUCGAAGUAGAAAGAAUUAUUGAAGUUCAUUUCAAGAAAAAUAAAUCACGAGAAUUUCUUAUUCGUUGGAAGGGUUUCUCAUCGUCUGACGACACUUGGGAACCGGAGGAAAAUUUAAAUUGUUCAGAACUUAUUGAGAAGUUUAUGGAUAAAGUGGAUAAAGCAAAAAAACAAGAAGCGAGAGAAUUGAGAACAAAUCCGGCUCUCACAAAACAUUUUACACUCGGAGCGCAUGGAAGACGACACUCACGUCGUCAUGGGGAUAAACAGAGAGUAACCUACCGGGGAUGUGAUGAAUGAAAAUGAAAUUCUUUACACUGAUAUACAUAUGCAAAACUUGAAACCGAUGAUUCACACUAGUGAUAACAUGUGCAUUGGAAAUGAAAAUCUUUCCAUGUUACCUAGUACUAUGAUUCUUUUUGAAAUGUAAUUUUUUUACAGAUUUGUGAAAUUAAGUCGCUUUUUAGUAUUUUGAUUAUUUUUUUUAUACUGUGUUAACUUUCUCUACAAAAAAAAUAUUUCCAAAUUAGUUGAUAGUAUGUUUAAUUAUUAAAACAUAUAAGCUUUUUCAUUAGAGAAAAAUUUAAUGAACUAACGAUAUAAAUCUUUAAAAAAAAAUACAAAUUUUACUUUAUUGCAUAAGUUUUACUUGAAUAUGCAGUAAAUAAUGAAAAGGCCUAUAUGAGAAAGUUUAUAAAUAAAAAAAAUAUAUAUAUACAUACAUAUAUAUUUAAACCGUUGCCGUCGUCUAGCAAUUAAUCUAAUCUACGGUUGUCAACGUACUGUGCAAGUAAUCUACAUAUUAGAUUAAAUUUUGUUUAAGUAUUGAUUGUCAAAAAUCAAUAAAAAUGUAUGAUUUCCAAAUUAUAA
Leptopilina heterotoma is the source of this 1855-nucleotide messenger RNA. Its product is annotated as chromobox protein homolog 3-like. Gene Ontology annotation, molecular function: chromatin binding. Bases 287 to 1285 code for a protein of 332 amino acids. Lineage: Eukaryota; Metazoa; Arthropoda; Insecta; Hymenoptera; Figitidae. Gene Ontology annotation, biological process: negative regulation of transcription by RNA polymerase II; chromatin organization. The transcript has 5 exons. The record is from RefSeq and is a predicted model, not a curated record. Gene Ontology annotation, cellular component: pericentric heterochromatin.